Adineta steineri is the source of this 4083-nucleotide messenger RNA. The record is from the annotation of a GenBank genome assembly. NCBI's taxonomy places the organism in Eukaryota, Metazoa, Rotifera, Eurotatoria, Adinetida, Adinetidae.
AUGACAGGCCGAAUAAAAUUACCAUUUAAAUUAGGUGAUUCAAAAAAGACAGCUGAAAUCGAUAUUAUUGAAACAUUAAAAAAAGAGGAUUUUUCAUUAAGUGAAAUUGUUCGAUAUGGUUUUCCGUAUCGACCAACAACACUUGCUUAUGAUCCUGUACAAAAAGUUCUUGCCAUUGGAACAAAAAAUGGUAUCAUUAAAAUCUAUGGCGGUGCAUUUGUUGAAUGUUCAUUACAACAUCCUACUGAAGUUGAAAUUGUUCAAUUAGUUUUUCGUAUAAAUGAAGGUGCAUUGAUAAGUGCAUGUCGAGAUAAUUAUAUACAUUUAUGGAAUUUACGACAAAAAAAACCAGUGAUUGCUAGUUCACUUCGAUUUGUUAAAGAAAAAAUAAGUCGUUGUUUAUUACCACUUGCUUUUAAUUCCAAAUGGCUUUUAGUCGGUACUUAUGUUGGAAAUGUUUAUGUUGUUAAUCUUGAUACAUUUACACUUUCAUCAUAUAAAAUUAUGUGGAAUAAUGCAAUUGGAAUGAGUCGAAGCUCUCAUCCAGGAGUUGUAGUUGAUUUAUGUCAAAAUCCUGAUGAUCCGACACGCUUGUAUAUUGGAUUUAGUACACAUCUAUCAUCACCAAAUACUGUUCCAUUAGGACAGGUUGUUUGUUGGAAUCUACAACAGAAAACAUCUGAAUGUGUUUAUACAUUAUCUCAAGGUUUGACAUCUCUCGCAUGGCAUUAUGAAGGUCGACAAUUUAUGUGUUCACAUUGUGAUGGAUCAUUAUCCGUAUGGAAUUUACGAGCUAAUGAUAAACCUGUUAGCGUUAAUUAUCCACAUACUCGUAUUUGUAAAGAAGAAUCACCUAAAUUUGGACCAGUAACAAAAGUUGUUUGGAGUGCCGUUAAAAGCUCUGGUGAUUCAUUUAUAAUAUUUUCUGGUGGAAUGCCACUUCAAAAUGAUUAUCCACAAACAUCUAUUAAUACAUCUUUAAAAUCUUCAUCUUAUUUUUUAACAAUACUACGUGGUCAAGCAAUAAAUGUUCUUCAUAUGGAUAAUGCAAUUGUUGAUUUUCAAGUCAUAACACCAUCUCCACAUAUAGCUGAUACACCUGAUCCAUCAGCUGUUGUUGUUUUACUUGAAAAUGAUCUUGUUGUCAUUGAUUUAAAAAGUGACAAUUAUCCAUUAUUUGAAAGCCUUCAUACAUUAGAUCUACAUGAAUCACCAAUAACUUUUUGUGAUUAUAUAACAGAACCAAAUACAAUUUUUUAUCAAAAUCUUCUUCGUUUACAAUCAAAACAAGCAACGAAACGUACAUUUAGUCCACAAGAAAAUCCAAUAUCAGGUGGUCGAUCUGGUUCAACUAUAUUUGGUUACAAUGAAUUACUUUUAACUGGUCAUGCUGAUGGUACAAUUAAAUUUUGGGAUGCAUCUGGUUGUAAUCUUGUAUUUUUAUAUAAAUUACGUACAAAUCGUUUAUUUGAUCGCAUACAACCACUACAUUCACCACCAGCAUCGUCAACAAAUACAAAUAAUAUGAAAGAAAUCAAUUCAAAUAUUAAAUUUGAUACGAAAUCUACACGUGCAAACAGUAAUACCAAUGAUGAACAAUUACAACAAAUAUUAUUAAGUGAUGAUAAUCCAUUUAGUAUAUAUUCAAUAAAAACAUGUUGUGAUGGAAAAUAUUUAAUGGCUGCUGGACGUGGUGGUCAUGUCACAUUAUUUAAAUUUACAGGAUCAGAAUUAGAAAAAUCUGAUGAAGGUUUAGGAGAUUUAGCAUGUUUAGAAAUACCGAUAUUUCAUAGAAAUGUAUCAAAUAAUCAUGAUGAUUUAAAUAUUAGUUCAAAUAAUUCAAUCUUAAAUGAUUUACAAUCAAUUGCAAUUAAACAAAAUUUAGAAAAAAAAGUCUCGUUUAUUAUUACUAUUUUAAAAGAAAUGAAUAAUUUGUUUUCUUCUCUACAGGAAUUUAAAAGUUUACUUCGAGCUAAAAGAGGUUAUCGUCGAAUGGCUGGUUAUCAACCUGAACUUGUUUGUUUAUUAUCAUGGUUACCAAAUGAUAAAGUGCCUCUCUUAACUGAUAUUUCAAUUAAUUCAAAAUAUGGAUUAAUAAUAUUUGGUUUAGAAAACGGACUUGUUGUUGUUGAUUAUCUAAGUCAAUUUAUAUUAAUGAAUAUGGCAACAGCAGAUUUAUAUGGUACAUCAGAUCCAUUUCAACGAGCUACAUCAUCACCAAAACGUCGUGGAACAACAAAUGAUUCAAAUAAUGAUGAUUCCGGUACAUUCUCAUAUGACUAUCAGCAUCGACCAAUAACACCUAAUUCAGGAACACUACCGAAUAUAUUUUCAUUUAAUAAUAUUGAAGAAAAUUUUUCAAAAAAUCAUUUACAACCAUUUGAUCAAUAUACACAAAUCUAUCGUUCAAGAUCAAUUGAAUCUGUAUCAAGUAUAGAUCCGACAUUAAUAGGAGGAUAUAAUGAUGACAAAUCUCUUGCAUCAAAUAAUCCAACAUUAGCUAAAACAUUUCGUACUAUACGUAAACAUUUAACACGUACAUCAAAUAAUAAAAAUGAUAAUCAAAUCAUAUUUGAUGAAAGUGAACUAAAUAAUCUAGGUGAAGAAUUUCAUUCAAAUUUUCCGAAACAAACAAUAACAACAGUAACAAUAAAACGAUCUAUACCUAAUGAUAAAACAUUAUCAUCAUUUGAAAAUGAAUUUAAAACAGAAUCAUCAAGUGAUCCAACACAUGGAACAUAUACAUUUGAAUAUAUGAAAGAUAAAUUUCCUAAACAAAAAUCUGAUAUUUAUCAUCAUCAUCAAUCAACAACAAAUAAACAAGCCGUUUCGACAACAUAUACAACAUAUCAUACUCAUACUGUAACAGUUCAUAGUAAUUCGGAUAAACCAUUGGUUAUUGAUCUUCCACGUUCAUCAAGUACAUCUAGUCUAGAUAAUAUAAUUACAAAUGAAAGUGUGUGUGCUAUACAAUUUUCGGAAUCAUUUACAUAUAAAAAUGAUUUUACAAUUUCACCAAGUGUUUGGCUUGGUACAAGUACCGGUUCUGUUAUUGUUAUUAAUUUAAAUAUUAUUUAUGAACCUAGAAAUAUUAGCGUUGUACCAAGUGGAACAGUAUUUCGAUUAACUGGUCGAAUAUUACAUAUAUCUUUUCUUGAUCAUAAAGGUCUAAUCAUACCAUCACCGAGUGAAAAAUGGGAAUCAAAAAAAACUAAAUCAAAUCGAACAACAGAUGGUACACAAGAUUUAAAUUCAUCAUCAUGUGUAUUACCUGGUAAUACAGCAUUAUCUCCAACGACAAGUAUACCAUCAAAUAAUACUCAAUAUGUUGUCAUUUGUUCAUCAAAAGAAGCUCGAGUUAUUUCAUUACCAACUCAAGUUUCAAUAUUUAAACAGAAAAUUUUUGAUUCACUUGGUUCAUCAGCAUCUAAUAUAACACGUGCAUCAGUUGUUAAAAUUGCUGGUUCUGCUUGUUUAACAUGUUAUUUAGCUUCUGGUCGUAUACAUGUUUAUAGUUUACCUAGUUUACGCGAACUUUUCACUACAAAUCUUGAUCCAAUGAUUGAUUCAUGGAGAUCAAUGAUAAGUUCAACAUUUACAUUUACUAAUCGUGGUCAUGGACUUUAUAUGUGUUCACCAACGGAAAUUCAAAAAAUAACAAUUUCUUCUGAUAUCAAAGAACAAAUUAAUGAAAUGCUCUGCGAAUUAUAUAGUCCAUCAAUAUUAAUGCCUGAAGCACCUAAACAAAAUUUCUUUGCUAAAUUAUUUGCUUCAAAUGCAAUGAUUGAUUCGGAUCAAUUAUUUGGAGAAGCAGCUGGUAAAGCUCCGGCUGGUGUUAUUAAAAAAGAAGAUGUUAAUGUUAAUAUGAAUCAAUUACGUGGUAAUACUGAUUCAGCUAGUAGUGCUAUACAUGAUACUCGAAUGAAAUUACUUGAACGUGGUCAAAAGUUAAAUGAAAUUGAUAUUGCAUCUAAAGAAAUGGCUGAUCGUGCUGAAGAAUUUUCUAGUUUAUCACGUAAAGUUAUGUUAAAACAAAAAGAAAAAGCUGAAUGGUCAUGGCCAUUUACAUCAAAAAAACAGUGA